Linderina pennispora is the source of this 453-nucleotide messenger RNA. RefSeq lists its product as uncharacterized. The coding region runs from base 112 to 366 and encodes 84 amino acids. NCBI's taxonomy places the organism in Eukaryota, Fungi, Kickxellomycota, Kickxellomycetes, Kickxellales, Kickxellaceae. The record is from RefSeq and is a predicted model, not a curated record. The transcript has a single exon.
AGUGCGGGCGAAUGCACAGCGCCGACUGGCUCUGCGAAUUCGCCAUUGCUGCAAGCUGCUCCUGCGUUCGUUCCUUCCCAGUGCCGACAUGCGCCUGCUGCGCUGGAUUCCAUGCAUAAACAGGCACCGGCAGGGCCGAGGACGCCAGGUGUAUCUGCUGUCAACGGUGCUACAACCGGAUCGGCAUCAUAUGCAUCAAUGUGCACAGAUGACGCAUCCGAGCCAGCAUCACUGGCGUUGUCUGCAUCCUCGCUCUCUUCAACCUCUGCGCAUCAAAAACGAUUAUCGGCAGAGCGCCAUUGCUGUGCCGGCUGGCCGACUCUGUUAGAGCUGACUGUUCGGGAACCUCGUCAGCAUUGCCCAUGAGGUCGUAGUCUGACGCAAGCGAAUCCUCUGAGGUCCUGCGCGGCUCGCUCCCGUCAUUCCCUUCACUCACCUCUUCUGCAUCGAAUG